AAUCGAGUUUGGCCGGAUUUUAUUUGAGUUGUCUCAGGAGCAUUUUAUUUGUACGGUUCGAUGUAUUGAGCAGUUGGAUAUAUUUGUUACUUUUACAGGAGUAAACGUCGUAUCAGCUUAAUAUAAUGGGAAGAUAAAUUGAGCAUUUUUUAAUUCUCCAAACUGUUUCUAAAUGUCCUUAUUUUUGCAUCUAAUCUUGUUAUACUUUCCAGAAAUGCUUAACAACAGCUAAAUAUAACAUAAUUUGUAGGAAGCGACUGCAACACUAAAUUCCAACGGCGGUGACCAACAGGUAACUCGGCUUUCAAAGUUACCUGAGCCGCCAUGGCCACGGAGGAGAAAGCUGCUGCAGGUGGGAGAAUGAACGUACUCCGACACCGGGUCAAUCCUGCAGCUCUGGCUUAUGCCAUGACCACACUGGGAUCCUGCAUGAUAAACAAUAUAUUUAGCUUUUACUACGUCAAACUGUUUGUUAAUAAGUACAAGGUGUCAGAGGGAGCCUUCCACAGAUCACAGGUGGUUUACAUGGUGUGGAAUGCAGUCAAUGAUCCACUCUUUGGAUACCUUCAGGAUAACUCCCGUGUGCCCUGCUGUUCUCGGCGCCGUCUCUCCAUCUUGUAUGGAGCACCUCUCUACUCGCUCACCUUCCUCCUGGCCUGGUUCCCGUGGCGGACUUACACCCCUGGGGACUGGUUGAGUGGCUUACAUUUGGCAGUGGCGCUGUGCGCUUUUGAUAGUUUGUUGACUUUUGUGCUUCUGGCACAAUGUGCAUUGUUUGCAGAGAUUUCUGGCCAGCAUCAGAACAGACUCAGACUUGUGAAGUACAGUCAGGUGGCCUCUCUGGUUGGCUCCUCCAGCAUUCUCUUCUGUGGUGUGGUGUCCAGAAACAUGGAGGACUUUUCGGCUUUCCAAGCCUACACAGUGCUGAUUGCUGUUGUGAGCUGUUGCUGCAUGCUCUAUACGGGCUUCCACAGUGAGAGCCGCUUUGACAACAAAGGAUGUGAAUCAUAUGGACAGCAGUCUGUGCAGCAGACUUCCCACCAAUCAGGACCUUCCUUCUCUAAUCUAAAAACUCAGAUCUGGCAAAUCCUGACCAAUCGGGACUUUCAGAUUUUUGUUGUCAUGAACUUCUUUCAGGUCUUCCUUUUGGCUUUCUUCAAUAAUUUCACCAUUAUUUUUUCGGAGCAUCUGAUUCCUCCAGAUGUGCUUCCAUCUCUGGCCAAGAGUGUCAUGUAUGGAGCAGGAUUCAUCUGUCCACAGCUGUUAGUUCUGAGCUGCCAGAGUCUGCUCCACAGUCUUGGCUACUACAGAAUCAUCCUUUUCACCUUCUACAUUGAAGCCACAAUGGCAGCUAUCAUGCUUGCGCUCGGACCUCACCACUACUAUAUCCUGGCGUUUUUCCUCACGGUUAACAUGGUCCUGAUUCAGGCUGCCUUCAGUCUUUUUGGCUUACCUUUAGCUGACAUCAUUGACACAGAUUUGCAGAAGUACAAGCGCAGUUCCCCGCUCUCCUCCAUGGUGUUUGGGACAAAUGCUCUGUUUACUAAGCCUGCUCAGUCUCUGGCUCCGAUGUUGGUGCUUACCAUCCUCAACCAGUUUGGAUAUGAGCAGCUGAAGGACGCAGCAAAAGAUCAACUCUCAAGCGACCUGGAGAGCCUCCACAGUGUCAUGUUUUACUUGGUGUGUCUGGUGCCGAUGUGUGUCACCGCUCUGCAGGCCGUGGCUUGGAGGCCGUUUUCAAUACGCAACAGUCACACAGUGGAAACGAAGUACAUUGAUGGCUAGUUUUAGUAUUUAACAAUUGAAGGAAAAAGGGCAUUUCUUUAGCAUGGACUUGGGAGUGAGUAGGUUAAAAUUAUUGUAUAAAUCAACCGUAUAUUUGAGAAAAACAAUCUAAUUUCAUAUUGAUGCAGUUUUUGAUUCCAUUGCAAAUGAACAUUUGUAAAUAAAAAUGCCUUUCUGUUUGAUAUCCAGACCAAACAAAGCAGGGACCCAGAUAAUUAGAUCUGUCUUGACAUCUUUCCCCCCCCCAGAAUCCAAUUAUCACUGUUUUUCUGUCAUGUUAACUUUCCACACACUCAGCUCUCUAUAACUUCAACAUCUUUUUUUGUAGCUACCGCUUUUAUAAAGGCUGCUUUCUGCCAUAAAUAAGACUAGAUCUUCAGGACCCUCAAACACAAUGUAAAAGUUUACAAUGGAGGAAAAUUUUAGGGAUGCAAAGUAAGUUCACAACUAUAGAACAUAAUUUAACAAGACAUCUAUAAAUGAUAUACCAGCUGUAAAUAUUGGCCUUUAUCUGCUGUUUGUUCCUUCUUAUUCCUUGAAGUGUUUUAAGGACAGAAGUUUUAGCACUGAACUACAUUGCUCUAAAUCGGUAUUGAUAUUUGAAUUGGCUGAAGUGAAUUUGUAAAUACUGUCAAAUCAGAUGUCAACAAAAUCUAAUAUUUAUAAAUAAAAUCCUUGACAGUAGAAAUAAGUAGAAAAGUAUCAAUGAUGAUACUUUAUUUGAAUCAAGAGGAUAAAAACUCAGCUGAUGAACCAAGCUGGUUAGAGUUGAUUUGGUCCAAUGUGGGGCUGCAACUAACGGUUGAUUUAAUAGUUGAUUAUUGGCCCAUUAAUUUGUUGGUGAACUUUACGAAAAGCUUGGUGACAUUUCCAUCCCUUUAUUAAAGGUCACAUAUUAUGAAAAAUACACUUUGUCAGGCUUUUCUAACAAAAUUUGUGCCCCUGGUAUGUCCACGAUCCCCCCGAGGAUCUCUCAGAAAAUGUGUUCUGAAACAAGCCAUUCUCAGAUUUUCCCCUCAUGAUGUCAUGUGGGUAGUUAGCACUGCCCCCAGGUUCAUUUGACCCUCCUCGCUUAGAAGAAAGUUCUACCCUCCUCUUCUGAUCUUCCUCUCAGCUAGCUGAGAGGAGGACUGCACCGUUGACAAGCCUCUCCCGGCAGCACGUUGUUCAAGCAUCCAUCUAUGGACUCAUUCCUCCAGCUCUGGCCAUCUUGCUUUCAGCCCGCGAUUAGCUUUCUUUGUUUUCUUCAUUGCAGUAAAAGUAACCUCUGCUUUUCCCUCGCAAGUUUCUCACUCACUCCAAACUUUCUUUCUGUUUUCUUUAAGUUAAUGUUUAAGUUAAUUUUUUCAGUAGUACAGGAGCAGCAUAUAGUUGUCACAAGCCUAGAGUGCCCUCUAGCGGCUAUAGACGGUAAUGUUUACUCCUUGGUUCAUGUCAGUCAGUAUGAAUUAACAUUUAAAAACAUGUUAAAUUAUAUAUAUUUUGAUAUAUAAGUUGCACCUGACUA
This is a messenger RNA of Cheilinus undulatus (humphead wrasse), 3292 nucleotides long. Its product is annotated as transmembrane protein 180-like. Bases 325 to 1785 code for a protein of 486 amino acids. NCBI's taxonomy places the organism in Eukaryota, Metazoa, Chordata, Actinopteri, Labriformes, Labridae. The transcript is spliced from 7 exons. The record is from RefSeq and is a predicted model, not a curated record.